AAUCCACCCACCGGCAAUUCGCAUUCCAAUUUCCCAUCCCCCCAAAUCCUCCAAUCUCCCCGCGCCGCCGCUCGAUCCCAUCCUCCUCGCCCCGCUCCGAUGGCCCGCACCAAGCAGACGGCCAGGAAGUCCACCGGCGGCAAGGCCCCGAGGAAGCAGCUGGCCACCAAGGCCGCUCGCAAGUCUGCUCCGGCCACCGGCGGCGUGAAGAAGCCCCACCGCUUCCGCCCCGGCACCGUCGCGCUCCGGGAGAUCCGCAAGUACCAGAAGAGCACGGAGCUGCUCAUCCGCAAGCUCCCCUUCCAGCGGCUGGUGCGGGAGAUCGCGCAGGACUUCAAGACCGACCUCCGCUUCCAGUCGUCCGCCGUGGCGGCGCUGCAGGAGGCCGCGGAGGCCUACCUGGUGGGGCUCUUCGAGGACACCAACCUCUGCGCCAUCCACGCCAAGAGGGUCACCAUCAUGCCCAAGGACAUCCAGCUCGCCCGCCGCAUCAGGGGCGAGAGGGCGUGAGCGCGCGUGCUGCUAGUGCUGCUGUGUCGUGGUGUUCUUUCUCUGUUCAGUAGGGCUGGCACUAGAUGGAUGAAUUCUGUGCUGCUGUGCAAUCCUUUAGUAAUCUUAUGGAUGUAUUGGUCUCACUGCAAUGGAAUAUGAUGACUGGUUUCUGAAAUUUCUGAAUGGCUUCGCCCUUUC
Setaria italica (foxtail millet) is the source of this 690-nucleotide messenger RNA. RefSeq names its product histone H3.2. The record is from RefSeq and is a predicted model, not a curated record. Gene Ontology annotation, molecular function: protein heterodimerization activity; DNA binding; structural constituent of chromatin. The transcript has a single exon. The coding region runs from base 100 to 510 and encodes 136 amino acids. Gene Ontology annotation, cellular component: nucleosome. Lineage: Eukaryota; Viridiplantae; Streptophyta; Magnoliopsida; Poales; Poaceae.